AUGAGAAGGACCGGGAUAAAAUGCAUUCAAUUCCACUUUUACCCCACCGAUCAUAAACAUACCUCUACUGAAAGAAGAAAAGCAACCACUACUCCCCUGCUACCGGCAAUCACCCUAUGCUCGGAAUCAGUCGUCUUCCUCCGACCUCACAAUCGGAGACCACCUUCUUCCGAACAGGUGGAUAGAGGCGAUCAACUUCCCCUAGGUCUCCCACAGAAACUCUAUCGAUCAAUUAUUAUUACAUAUUUGGAGUCUCGCUAUGGUGUUUUGUUCAAAAAGGAAAGGGAUAACAGAGCGUAUAUGGAAGGCUUAUCCCAAGGAAUUCACUCAAAAGCACACGCUGAUGGUGUUGGACUCAAAACUAUUGUACGAGAUAUCAAUUUGCAUUGCUUGGAGACCUGGCAAGGGUUUGUCCAACUCAUUUGCACCCACGCCUAG
Lactuca saligna is the source of this 438-nucleotide messenger RNA. Lineage: Eukaryota; Viridiplantae; Streptophyta; Magnoliopsida; Asterales; Asteraceae. The record is from the annotation of a GenBank genome assembly.